CACAAGACGCACGCACAAGAGGACACAUUGAAACUUGAGCACUUUAGGACAGACUUGAGUAUUGGAGCAGUGAUGUCUGUGUCUCUGUGGUGCGAGGAGGACUCGGGUCGGGACAGGACGCACCAGGCUUCAGUGCGAGCCCCCUGGGACCCCAGCGCUUCGGGACAGAGGGUCAUUCAGAGGCUCUUGCAGUCAGAGGAGAGGUACCUGCCGUCCCCGCUCUACAUCUCACUGGUCCAGAGAGAGCCGCAGCGCAGAGAGGAGCUGGCCAAGUGGACAAUGGAGGUGUGCUGUGAAUGUGACUGUGACGAGUCUGUGUUUCCUCUGGCUGUCUCUCUGCUGGACCGCUACCUGUCAGCCACUCUAUCUCUGCCCGUCUCUCCAUCAUGUCUUGCUGCUGCCUGUAUCCUGCUGGCCUCUAAAGUGACAGAGAGCGACACAGUCAGUGCUGUUACUCUCUGUGCAGCAGCCGAGUACGACUUUCUGUCAGCAAAUCUGAGGGAAAUGGAGCGUGUGGUUCUGGCGACUCUGCGCUGGGAUGUAUUGGCGGUGACCCCGCAGGACUUCAUCCCACUCUUCCUGCAGACUCUCGGCGAGCUCCGGGACGGGGACGGGCACACUGGGGACUUUUUGACGACUCUGCGACGCCACGGGGACACUCUGGUCGCCAUGUGCGUGUGCGACUCGCGCUUUCUGGGGACUCCGCCGUCACUGGUGGCCGCGGCCGCACUCAACUCCGCCUUGCGGGGAUUAAGAGCCCGGAGCGCGGGAGAGAUGAGCCUCAUGACCGCUGCACUCGCCACACUCUGCCAAACCGAUUUGGCGCUGCUGCAGUGCUGCACUGAGCUGAUAGACGGCGCUCUCAGAGAGAGACUGAGAACUGGAGCACAGGAGCAGAAAGAUGGAGACAUUGAAGAAGAAGAAAGAGCCAGCACUCCCAUAGACCUGAGAGAAAUAGACUUUUAAAACAGGGUUCAUUCAUCACUCAUAUAUUUAUUGCCUUUUAUUAAUCAGUGAAACUGAUUUAAGCAUAUUUGUUUCGUAACUUCUGAAGUGAUCUAAUUUAUAACACAUUUUAUUUAUUUGUUUGUGGGUUACUAUUUACUUGUGCCAUAUUUAUUGCUUUUGUUGCCAUAACUGUUAU
Messenger RNA from Danio aesculapii, 1144 nucleotides. RefSeq names its product cyclin Dx (gene ccndx). The coding region runs from base 73 to 966 and encodes 297 amino acids. Gene Ontology annotation, molecular function: cyclin-dependent protein serine/threonine kinase regulator activity. Gene Ontology annotation, biological process: mitotic cell cycle phase transition; positive regulation of G1/S transition of mitotic cell cycle; regulation of cyclin-dependent protein serine/threonine kinase activity. The record is from RefSeq and is a predicted model, not a curated record. The transcript has 4 exons. Gene Ontology annotation, cellular component: cytoplasm; nucleus; cyclin-dependent protein kinase holoenzyme complex. NCBI's taxonomy places the organism in Eukaryota, Metazoa, Chordata, Actinopteri, Cypriniformes, Danionidae.